AUGCACCGAACAAAGAAUAAAGACGCCACAAACACCAAGAGGCCGACUUCUCGUUUUAGUCGCUUCAUAGAUCGAAUCCUACCAUCUGGUCGAUUCCCAUCUCGCGGUCUUAGUCUCACGACGGGUACCGUACCUUCAACGGCGCCCACUGUCGCUGGAAGAGACUCCGUCAUUGCUACUCAGAGCAUUGAGCAAGGGGGGACGUUCUCUGAAUCGGAGUCGGUACCUAGCGAGCGUAUGGCCAGUCCCGCUAAGGAUAUCCCUCUCAUGCCAACUGUUGAAGAGGCAAGGGCAGAGCAGGCCCAUUCCCGCGCUUAUCUGAACAUGAUGCGUACUUGCGGUGCACUCGUACAUGUAUUGAAAGCAGUUGAACCAUUCCUGGAGGGCACGCCAUUCAGGACUCCCCUCGCGGUUCUCACUGCCAUCGCAGAUGUUGUUGAAACCGUCAAUGACACUAGUGACAGUGCGGAAGAUACACUGGAUACCAUCUCUCGCCGUCUUACCGUCAUAGAAAACGCUCUCACCACGCGCCAGCACCUGGGCAAGGAGUUGUCCACCAGAAUUGAUAAGUUCGCCAACUUCCUAGUCCAGCGAGCGGUCGAGAUACAGGGAAUUCGCGGCACAUCUGCGUGGAUUAAGGUAUCAGAAAGUGAGGAUCAUAAGAAGAAGAUAACCGAAGUCGUUCGGAGGAUCCAAGACUACACAACGGAUUUUUCGAUCGAGGUUAUGUUGGCCAUCGAGAGGGACACGAAGUCGAUUCUCGAGUUGCUCAAGCUGGACAAGUGGCUGCGUGCGCCUGCCGCCAUGUACAGAACGGAUGAGGAUGCACCUGUUCGUCGGCAUUGCACAGAGGGUACCCGUACCGGCGUAUUAGAACGCAUCAAGACAUGGGCCACAGAUACCUCUCCCUCGAGCCCACAUAUUUUCUGCCUUACCGGUAUGGCGGGAACAGGUAAAUCCACGAUAGCGUACACGAUCUGUCGUGAGUUCGACAGAGAGAACAGUCGUUGUGCUUUGGGCGCCUCCUUCUUUUGCUCCCGUCAAUCCAGGGACCUAUGCAAACUUGGGAAUCUUGUACCCACCGUAGCUUGCCAACUGGCACGACAUUCAUCUUCGUUUGGCGCGACGUUACUAGAUGCCGACCCAUUCGCUUAUUAUAGUUCGAGCGAGCAGAUGGAUCAUCUGCUGAUUGGUCCUUGGCAGCGAUCGAAGGGGGACCGCCCUGAAGAGCUGCCCCCGACCCUCAUCGUUAUUGACGCUCUGGAUGAAAUCGACCAGGAAGGCGGCCACACGCUGCUCAAGUCGCUCAUUGAUGUUGUGAAAAAGACUGGGAGUGGCAUGCGGGGUAUCAAGUUCCUCACGACGAGCCGCCCUCAUCCCGACAUAGUCACUGCCAGCGAGUCCCUGUCGCAUGAUUCUGUGUAUCGCCUCGAAGAGAUCAAGGAGCAGGACGGGCGGGCGGACAUUCUGAAGUACCUAGACGAGUGUCUGCCUGAACUCAAGACAUCGUCUCGAGACAAAAUAAAUGCUCUUGCAGAUCUUUCCGGCGGGCUAUUCAUUUAUGCCGCGACUGCAGUGCACCUUAUAGCACCUCCUCUCCCCGCGCCCCGUCUCUCCAAAGCAGAACAAAACUUCAUGCUGUCGCGGAUCAUCAGAGGUUCAAAUAGGCUCACACCCGACAGUGAUAGGCUGCCAAUCGAUGUUUUAUACCUGCAGAUUGUCCGCGAUUGCAUUGGCAGCGAUAAAGCUCAUUAUAUGCCGUUUCGGCUUACCAUCCUCCAUGGUAUUGCAUGCGCACGACAGCCACUUUCAGUCAAUGUACUCUCCGAACUCGUGUCCGAAGCUUCUGAGCAUGACCAUCGAGACACUGUCCGUCAGGUUGUUGAGGCUCUUUAUGCCGUUGUGUACAUUUCUAACGACCGUGUAUAUAUGUACCACAAAUCCUUCUCCGACUUCAUCUUUGAUAGUGAGCGCUGUACCCCACAGCUUGCCUGCAAAAGGGAAAUCAGUCACGGUAUUCUUGCUCGCGGCUGUUUUCGUGUCAUGGACCAAUCUCUUCGAUUCAAUAUCUGCAACCUUCCAUCCUCUUUUCUUUUGGACUCCGAGGUCGACAACCUUGCACAGUCUCUUGAAGAGAAUGUGCACAGCAUUGAUGGCCUGACUUAUGUGUGUCGGUAUUGGUGGUCACAUCUGAUUGAGGUAGUACCUAGUGCAAGCCAAGAGGUCCAGUCUCUCCUUGAUAAGCUGGUCGUGUUCAGUGAGGAGAAGGUACUUUUUUGGAUUGAGGUCAUGAACCUGCUCAGAGCAAAGGGUGAUUGUCGUAAUGGAGUGGACGCCGUGAUGAGAUGGUUGAAUAAAGCAGCUGUGACCGAGCUGCAAAUGAUUUGGACUGCUGUUUCAAAGCUUAUUAAAUCAUUUCUCAUGACCCGAGCAUCGCUGUCGACAGCCCAUCUCUACAUCUCAUGUUUGGCUUCCGUGCUUGCAACAAACUAUAGAGUUCCUGACACUUGGAGGGUCCACUUUCCCGGCCUACCAAAACUGAGUCGCGCCGAAGUGAACAAUUAUAGUAGUGACCUCGUGGUUAUGAAGACAGAGAGCGCUGUCAGCUCCGUAGCAUUCUCCCCAGAUGGCAUGCGCAUUGUCUCAGGUUUGUAUGAUUCAGAGAACUCAGUGUGCAUCUGGGAUGUAUCUACGGGUGAGAAAGUGCAAAAGCUGAAGGGGUACACACGCUUGGUCACCUCCGUUGCAUUCUCACCCAAUGGCAAAUGCAUCAUCUUGGGCUCGGAAGACAACUCAAUGCGCAUCUGGGACGUGUCCACUGGUGAGGUGGUGAAGGAGUUGAGGGGCCACACAGCCUCAGUACAGUCUGUUGCAUUCUCGUCUGAUGGUAUGUACAUCAUCUCGGGCUCAGGAGACCAUUCGGUGCGAAUAUGGGACACGUCCACCGGAGAGGAAGUGCAGAAGCUGGAGGGCCACACACAUACAGUUUUCUCUGCUGCGUUCUCCCCUGAUGGCAUGCACAUUGUCUCAUGCUCGGGCGACCGCUCAGUGCGCAUCUGGGAUGUGUCCACAGGCAAGGAAGUGCAGAAGUUGGAGGGCCACACACAUACAGUUUUCUCUGCUGCGUUCUCCCCUGAUGGCAUGCACAUUGUCUCAUGCUCGGGCGACCGCUCAGUGCGCAUCUGGGAUGUGUCCACGGGUGAGGAAGUGCAGAAGCUGGACGGCCACACUGAUUCUGUACAGUCCGUCGGAUUCUCCACUGAUGGCAAUCGCAUCAUCUCUGGCUCGAGUGACCACUCGGUACGUAUCUGGGACGUGUCCACCGGUGAGGAGGUGUAUAUGCUGCAGAGCCGCGCAGAAUUACCUAAAGCUGUUGCAUUUUCCAUUGAUGGGGUGUAUAUUGUCUCAGGCUGGCAAGACGGCAGGAUGAAAAUCUGGGACAUAUCCACAGGUGAGGGGUCACAGAACUUGAAGGGCCCCAAUAGUCAGGUCUUGUCUGUUGGAUUCUCCUCAGAUGGAACUCACAUUGUCUCGGGAUCGGCCGACCGCUCGGUGCGCAUCUGGGAUGCAUCCACCGGUGAGGAGGUCCAGAAGCUGGAUGGCCACACUGAUCCUGUACGGUCCGUCGGAUUCUCCUCAGAUGGCAUACACGUCGUCUCGGGCUCAGACGACCACUCGAUACGCAUCUGGGACGUAUCCAUGGGUGAAGAGGUGCAGAAGUUGAGGGGCCACACAGACUGGGUCAACUCUGUCGCAUUCUCACCCGAUGGCAUUCACAUUGUUUCGAGUUCAACGGACAAGUUGGUGUGUAUCUGGGACACAACCACUGGUGAGGAGGUACAGAAGUUGAAGGGUCACACAGGCUGGGUCAACUCUGUUACCUUUUCCUCCGAUGGAAUGCAUAUUGUCUCAGGCUCAGGCGACGAGUCAGUGCGCAUAUGGAAUGCAUCCACCGGAGAGGAGGUCCAGAAGUUCCAGGGCCACACACACUGGGUCAGAUCUGUUGCAUUUUCCCCCAAUGGUGUGCAUAUUGUCUCAGGCUCGAAUGAUGAGUCAGUGCGCAUCUGGGACACAUCCACCGGUGAGGAGGUGCUGAAGUUGAGGGGCCAUACAAGCCGGGUCAACUCUGUCGCAUUCUCACCCGAUGGCAUUCACAUUGUCUCAGGCUCGGACGAUUGGUCGGUGCGCAUCUGGGAUGCGUCCACCGGUGUGCAGGUGCAGAGGUUGGAGGGCCACACAAGCUGGGUCAACUCCGUUGCAUUCUCCUCUGAUGGUACACGCAUCGUCUCAGGCUCAUCAGACGAGUCAGUGCGCAUCUGGGACGUGAGCACCGGUGGGGAGGUGCAAGAGUUAAAGGGUCACCCAGUAUCAGUCAACCCCGUCGCAUUCUGCUCCAACGAGACAUGCAUUGUGCCGGACUCGAAGGACUUGGUGCGCACAUCAGAUCCUUGGACCGGCCAGCAGUUCCAACAAUUAGACUGGAAACCUGGUGCAGAUGGAUGGGUUAUCGCCAACACAUCUCAAGACCGCUUGCUUUGGCUCCCAAGCUAUCUGCACGGCAGUCUCCGCACAAAACAUUGUCGUCUUGUGAUCUCUGGAAAAGGCAGCACGACUCUCGAUUUUUCAUCUGCUUGUUUAGGUCCCGACUGGAAAAAUUGUUACAAUCCAACGUCUUCAAAUGGAGACAAGCACCAGUCACACCCGGUUUCCCAAACUCUAACCCGCAUUCGCGGAAAGGCAAUAGAAAGUGGUAAGGAGCAGGUGAAGGGAGGGUUGUAG
Messenger RNA from Stereum hirsutum FP-91666 SS1, 4779 nucleotides. Its product is annotated as WD40 repeat-like protein. The coding region runs from base 1 to 4779 and encodes 1592 amino acids. The record is from RefSeq and is a predicted model, not a curated record. Lineage: Eukaryota; Fungi; Basidiomycota; Agaricomycetes; Russulales; Stereaceae. Gene Ontology annotation, molecular function: protein binding. The transcript has 9 exons.